Rhododendron vialii is the source of this 1468-nucleotide messenger RNA. Its product is annotated as triosephosphate isomerase, chloroplastic. The transcript has 9 exons. Bases 184 to 1170 code for a protein of 328 amino acids. The record is from RefSeq and is a predicted model, not a curated record. Gene Ontology annotation, molecular function: triose-phosphate isomerase activity. Gene Ontology annotation, biological process: glyceraldehyde-3-phosphate biosynthetic process; glycerol catabolic process; gluconeogenesis. Gene Ontology annotation, cellular component: cytosol. Lineage: Eukaryota; Viridiplantae; Streptophyta; Magnoliopsida; Ericales; Ericaceae.
ACGCACCCCAAACCUCUUCAUGGUUGGUAGUUACCUUAAUCACAUCGCCACAUAUUUCAGCUAAAGCUUCAGACCACACACACACACACACACACACAGAGGCGUGGGCAGUUGGGGAGAGAGAGAGAGAGAGAGAGAGAGUGGGUUCAAACAGUUACAGGAGUGGAGAACCUAUCUGCUACAAUGGCGGUGGCGUCUACAUCUCUCGCGUCCCAACUCUCUGGCCCCAAAUCCGCUACGUCGCAGUAUUAUCCUCGUUUCUAUGGGCUCCGUCGAUCUUCCUCCAACCUCGAUAACUCUCUUCUCUCUCUCUCUUCCCCCACUCUCUCUCCCUUCCAACAAUUCAAUUCCCAUCUCCGCCUCUCCUCUUCUUCCAAAAAAGCCUGCAGGAUCGUCGCCAUGGCCGGUUCCGGAAAGUUCUUUGUUGGUGGCAACUGGAAGUGUAAUGGCACAAAAGAAUCUAUCAGUAAGCUUGUCUCAGACCUGAAUAGUGUGAAAUUGGAGCCGGAUGUUGAUGUUGUCGUUGCGCCUCCCUUUAUUUACAUCAAUCAGGUAAAGAACUCGCUGACAGAUCGGAUUGAGAUAUCUGCUCAAAAUUCUUGGAUUGGAAAAGGUGGGGCUUUCACUGGAGAAAUCAGUGUGGAACAACUGAAAGAUAUUGGCUGCAAAUGGGUUAUUCUUGGGCAUUCUGAGCGGAGACACGUUAUUGGUGAAGAUGAUCAGUUUAUAGGAAAGAAGGCUGCUUAUACCUUGAGCCAGGGUCUCGGAGUGAUAGCCUGCAUUGGAGAACUGUUAAGGGAGAGAGAAGAAGGAAAAACAUUUGACGUUUGUUUCCAGCAAAUGAAGGCUUUCGCAGAUGCUGUGCCCAGUUGGGAUAAUGUAGUAAUAGCAUAUGAGCCUGUAUGGGCAAUUGGAACUGGUAAAGUGGCGACCCCACAGCAAGCUCAGGAAGUACAUGUGGCUGUUCGUGAUUGGCUUAAAAAGAAUGUUUCAGCAGAAGUUGCUUCUAAGACUCGUAUUAUCUACGGAGGAUCUGUGAAUGGUGGCAACUGUGCUGAGCUUGCAAAAGAAGAAGAUAUUGAUGGAUUCCUUGUUGGUGGUGCUUCCUUAAAGGGUCCUGAGUUUGCAACCAUUGUCAAUGCUGUAACUUCCAAGAAGGUUGCUGCUUGAUCACUCAUGGUGUUUUCGGCAGCUCGGCAAGUAAAUGGCUUAGGUGGAUGAGAGCAUCACGCGAUACACUUAUGAGCUAGUUCAGUUAGGUGGGAUUUUGAUCAUUUCACAUUUUUGCCCUGCAUAAAGAUUGGAAAAAUAAGAAACUUCAGUAUCAUUUGAUUGCUUCAUACUGUUUGAACUACAAGGGUUUAGUUGUAGAGAAUAAUGUCAACUGGUUGGCAUAUAUGAUCAAGUUUGAUACUUGGCUGAUUCCCCAUGAGAAUAAGAAAAUUAGGCACCGCAUGUUUUUAGCAUC